CUUUUUCUGUGUCUGCCUACAUCCACUAGUUUUAGCGGACUUUUGAGAUAUUUUCAUUGCUCCUAACCUAGCUAGCUCGAUCUACUUAACGCUCAAGCAUGAGUAGUGAUGCAGACGCCGAAUGAUAAUGGCGAUGUGGAGAGGAUUUUGCCUCAGACGGCCCUCAGAAUAUUGCUUGUCGAAGCUGAUGAUUCCACGCGCCAGAUCAUCGCCGCCCUUCUCCGUAAAUGCAGUUACAAAGUAGUUGCUGCAGUUCGUGAUGGCUUAAAGGCAUGGGAGACAUUGAAGAACAAAGCACAUGACAUAGAUCUCAUAUUAACUGAAGUCGAUUUGCCUUCAAUAUCUGGAUUUUCACUUCUUACUCUAAUCACUGACCAUGACUUCUGCAAACACAUUCCUGUCAUAAUGAUGUCAUCUAAUGACUCAGUUAGCAUGGUCUUCAAAUGCAUGUUAAAAGGUGCAGCUGAUUUUCUUAUCAAACCUGUAAGGAGGAAUGAGCUCAGGAACUUGUGGCAGCAUGUCUGGAGAAGGCAGACUAUAACCAAGCCUCCUCAAAAAUUAACACUUGCACACAAUAAUAAACUUGAUGCUGCGAUAGAAAACAAGCCUGCAAGCAAUGACUCCACCGGUUCUGUGGCUUCCACUCAGAAAAAUAACGAAACUAGUGAGGCUCAAAGCACUUGUACUUCGCCAAUUUUGGGAGCUGAGAGUGGUUCCAUGGAAAAUAUGCAGGAUGCAACCCAGCUGAAGAGUUCUUCAAAUUUGAGUGAUAUUGAUGCAGUGAAACAGGAUAAAUCUACCCAAUUAGAAAUGGAAUCACCUAAGCAUAACAGUGAAGCUGGAGAGAAAUCAAUUAUAUUUGUAUCCGAAGCUGUCAAGAGCAACAAAACUUCGACUGGUUUAAGGCUAGGUCAAGGCUAUGAUUAUAUUGAAACCGAAAACAAUGAUGAAGUUAUAAGGACAGAGUUAAGCAAAGGCAACCCUCACAUUAGUACAGAGAUUCGUGGAUGCAGUGAUGAACUCUUAGAACCUUCUUCUGGAGCUAUGGACUUGAUUGCUGCAUUUGGGAAUCUUCCAAAGAGAACUAUUGGAAAUCAUAGUUUCCAUGAUGGUAGCACAGCCAAGUUUGAAUUUGAUACACAAUUGGAACUUUCUACAAGAGGAGAUUUUCCUGCAUCGGAGGAAAGGCUAAUGUUGAACCACACUAAUGCUUCUGCAUUUUCCCAGUAUAGCAGUAGUAAGUUGUUUUCAGAGAACAGUCCUCAUGAAUCCCAUGAAUUAUGUGAAAAUACAAACAUUUCUCAUCGGUAUGGGGGCAAAAAUCAAAAUCACAAUCCGGAAAAUACCAAUUCUAUGGUCAUUGGCCAGUCUGGACAAGUGAAAACAAAAUUCCCAAAUAGUCAACUUGGAUUCUUUCCUGCCACUGGGGUUAGUUUUGAUAAUGUGUCUACGGGAGAUGGUGAUGUUUUUCCUUCUAUGCUCUACACACAAUUGACUCCGAAAUCAGUGUGCCAGAAGGAAAGUUCGCCAUUUCCCACAAGUACUUCCUCCCAGUCCAAUAAUGAAAGUAUGAAGUCGGAACAUCAUCACUGGUCAGAUGAUGCCACCUUUACAUCUGAUAAAUGUGAAAAUGAUCAAAGCAAUUUGGAUUGUGCUGUGAAUGACUCUUCUGCUACCCGUCAAAGUUCUAGUACAAGCUUUUAUCAUGAUUCUGCAAAUCAUAGUAGUAGUGGUGUAAAUGGAAGCGGUGGCAGCGGAAGUGAUGGAAAUGUUACUUCAACUGGUGUAGAUGAUGAACUUAGAGGGACAGAUUCUCAUCGGACCAGCCAAAGAGAAGCAGCCCUUACAAAGUUCCGACUGAAGCGAAAGGACAGAUGCUAUGAUAAAAAGGUACGAUAUGAAAGCAGGAAAAGACUGGCAGACAAGCGGCCUCGGGUGAAAGGACAGUUUGUUCGCCAAGUACAACACAACGAACAUACAGCAGUAGAGGCCGGUGGUGGUUUCUGAAACUGUUUUUGUUCUUGUAUACUAUCUAUAAAGAAGUUAACUUCAUUAUUGAAUUACAGUAUCAUUUUUUCAGACAAGGAUUAGCUGUAGAGUCUUGUGAAAUCUGUUUGCUUUUGGCAUUGUUAUUGAUUUUUUUAACUUGUGAUAAUGGCUGUCUCUUAGAAAUUUAGUAUUGUGUUUGGAACUGACACUUACUCUAGUGCACGUUCAUUGGUAAGCUAAAAUUGGUAGCUUUGGUUCAAACGUGCUUAUGAGAGUACCCUGCGGCUAUCAUGGUUGUAAACCUGUCUGUCAAUACAAUGGCGUCCAUUCCAUGAACUACUGUCUUAUAAUAUAUAAACGAUUAUGGAUUGUCUUGAGGCUCAAA
This is a messenger RNA of Lotus japonicus, 2374 nucleotides long. RefSeq names its product two-component response regulator-like APRR9. The coding region runs from base 109 to 2007 and encodes 632 amino acids. Gene Ontology annotation, biological process: phosphorelay signal transduction system; cytokinin-activated signaling pathway. Gene Ontology annotation, molecular function: protein binding. The record is from RefSeq and is a predicted model, not a curated record. The transcript is spliced from 9 exons. NCBI's taxonomy places the organism in Eukaryota, Viridiplantae, Streptophyta, Magnoliopsida, Fabales, Fabaceae.